UGUGAUACUUAAAACUGGACUUUGUGCUGCUGAAACGUAUAAAUAUUGGAGUCCUUAUCCACACACCAGUGCAGGCUCUUAUCUUGUCGCUGAAAUGGCUGUCCAUCUCUCAUUGUUGGUCGUCGUAGUUCUUCUGGCUAAUACAGCCACAGCAGCGCUACCUUUCGCAUGGUCAGAUUGUUCAAGCGACCCAGCCCACAAUGCACUGGUAGUCCACAGUAUAAAUGUGUCCCCAGUACCUCUGGAAGUUCCUGGGGAUCUCCAUCUGACCUUUAACGCCACCGUCCUCCGACCGAUCCAGGUGGCAAUGAUGGACUUCAAGUUUGUGAGGAAGACUGGCGCGAAUGUAAAUGUACCUAUCGGUUGUGUUGGAAAUGUCGGAAGCUGUACGUUUGACGGAUGUUCUAUUCUGAAUGAUCUGGGUAAGAUCGGAAGUCAAGCCGUGUCACAGAACGUUAGCGGACAGAUAAGCAAUAUGUUUGCCAACGUAGGUGCCAAUAUUUCCUGCCCGAUACAGCCCCAAAAUAUUGUCGUCAAUGACUUUGUGUUUCAUAUUCCCAAGCUCUCCAGCUCCAUGGAUAUUAUUGCCAACGGUGACUACAAUGUCACCGUAUACCUUCGGGAGCCUGCUACUGAUUUCCAACUUGGAUGUCUGACGUUUGACGCCUCGUUAACCAGGUCGUCGACGUGUUCGGGAUGGCUAUGUAGCGGUCGUAGGAGACGUGCCAGUGCGCCUUAGUCACAAAUCAUUUGUUCCUCGUCAACCUAAUUGUUGAUGCAUUCUAAAUAAAAAAUUGAUUAGAACAAUUUAUUAAGAAUAUUGAUUUUGAUUUUGAAUGAACAUAUGUGCAAAGCCCAGUAAAUAUUAAAUAAAUACAAAAUACAUUUAAUUUAAUUGGUGAUGACAGAAGAACAGACUCCUGAUUCUUGGUGGACGCGCUUCACUACCUUGAACGUAUUAUGUUACAGUCUAUGUGAAGUGGACAAAAAUAUGUACCUUUGAGUAAAAGCGUUUCUACUGCAAUAAUUAGGUGUUGUAAUAUUACGCGAGGAUCAAUUCAUCCUCGCAAUAGUUUUUUUUUUAUUGUUUAUUGUGGUAGAAACAAGUAUCAAAUGCGUUUUGAUUGACUGACAUGACAAUGCUUCAAAGAUAAUAAACUUGUUAAUUAUUUAA
Messenger RNA from Pecten maximus, 1174 nucleotides. RefSeq lists its product as uncharacterized. The transcript has 5 exons. Gene Ontology annotation, molecular function: lipid carrier activity; enzyme activator activity. Lineage: Eukaryota; Metazoa; Mollusca; Bivalvia; Pectinida; Pectinidae. The record is from RefSeq and is a predicted model, not a curated record. The coding region runs from base 95 to 739 and encodes 214 amino acids. Gene Ontology annotation, cellular component: cytoplasmic side of plasma membrane. Gene Ontology annotation, biological process: ganglioside catabolic process; lipid transport.